GACGAAAAGGAAUCGUCUCCCCAGGCUGACGAAAUGGGAACUGUAGACAACAUCUACUACGGUGGAGUUAGGUUCGCGGCCAAUGGCAACGCUUCUAACAACGGCAAUGUUUCGAUUGGCCAAUCGGGAGGAAUGGUGGACAACGAUCUUUACGCUUACGCGGGAACAAGCAACGGUGACGUUACGAUUGACCAAUCAGAAGGAAUGGUUGACAACAAUCUUUACGCGGGAACUCCUAACGGCAAUCCUGCAGUUGACCAAUCAGAGGGAACGGUGGAUAAUCAUCUAUAUGCGGGGACUGAUGACAGAUGUAUGGGGUCAAGACAUCAUGGUGGCGAUGACAGCGCCCAAGACAACGUGUAUUACAAUUUAGCACACACGUCUGAGGAAGGCUCUGUGGAGAACGAUAUCUACUGCUGAAAACACGUCAUCGCAAUCUAAUAAUGAUUCUUUCAUUCUAUUCAGUCUAGACUAACCUUUAAUGAUAACUGAAUGUCAAUUGCCAUAUAGACUGUGAACCUAUUAGAAUGCAUUAUGCCGAAAUGAUCUUUGUAGGGAAAACUGCUACAUUUAGAAAGCAUUCAGCAUUCAAGUGAUACACGAUCGACCAAAGCUACAUUUGCAUGCUUUUUAUGAAACUUUAUUCUGCAUUAUCAUCUG
Branchiostoma floridae (Florida lancelet) is the source of this 660-nucleotide messenger RNA. RefSeq lists its product as uncharacterized. The transcript has 2 exons. Bases 34 to 420 code for a protein of 128 amino acids. The record is from RefSeq and is a predicted model, not a curated record. Lineage: Eukaryota; Metazoa; Chordata; Leptocardii; Amphioxiformes; Branchiostomatidae.